Messenger RNA from Zymoseptoria tritici IPO323, 11586 nucleotides. RefSeq lists its product as uncharacterized. Gene Ontology annotation, molecular function: ubiquitin-protein transferase activity. Gene Ontology annotation, biological process: protein polyubiquitination; positive regulation of protein catabolic process; proteasome-mediated ubiquitin-dependent protein catabolic process. The coding region runs from base 1 to 11586 and encodes 3861 amino acids. NCBI's taxonomy places the organism in Eukaryota, Fungi, Ascomycota, Dothideomycetes, Mycosphaerellales, Mycosphaerellaceae. The transcript is spliced from 7 exons. The record is from RefSeq and is a predicted model, not a curated record.
AUGGGGAGGAUCAAGAAGGCCGCCACCGAGCGGCAUACGGCAACGCUGUCACCCUUCGUUGCGAACUUCGUCAAGCACGCUACACAAAUUCCGCUCCAUGAGCUGCCAGCACAUCUGAACAGCUUCCCACAGCACUGGCCGCUCCCGAGAGGCGACCUCUAUCACUGGAUACCACUGCUGGAUCGUUUCGAUCAUCUGCUGGAGCUAUUCAACAAGGAGUAUGGAUUGCAUGAAGGGCCACAAACGCAGCAAUUCGGUCGGCGGUUACUGGAGAAGGGCGAUGCCGAGGCAGGCAUGCCAUAUCCUUCGGGAGGAGUUGGAGUUGAAGAGCUUGAUGCCGCGAAAUACUCUGCAGAAGGCGACAGGGAGCUUGUCGAAGUUGUGUUGCACUUCACGCGGAUACUGCUGGAGCAUUGUGGCAAUCGCAGCUUAUACAGCAGCAGCGCACACAUCAAUAACCUUCUGCACACCACCUCGCUGAGUCUACUACAGCUCUGCUUGAAGCUCGGUCUUCGGCUGGCUCAGCGAUACCAGGUGGCUCGCUACAAGAACCAUCAUCCAAGCGCUCAGGCUGUUCUACUCGCCAACCACUAUGCGUUCAACUUCGACAACUUGCACAAGAUCGCCAUGCCAUUCCCAAGACCGUCAAUGGCGCCUGCAUUGCCCAAUCAGACCCCGGCCAAGGGCAAAGACAAGGUCACACAAGCUUCACAACUGAACACCUCGGAUCUGGUAUCGAUUGCAAAGGACACACCGUCUCCCGCAGUCAUCAAGGACAUGUCUACCGUGAUCAUCACGUACUAUGAUCAACCCUCGGCUCCCUCUGCUGUUGACACACCGGAAGAUCCAUCAGAAUCUCUACCUGUGACUCCGACACCGGCACGUAGGACGUCCAAUCUCGGACCAUCGCGGGACCGACCUUCACCAGGCGAGAGAAGCAACAGUGCAAAUGACGUUUCAUCCACCCCAGUCAAGUCGCGUGAGACAGACGCUGCUCCGUCCAACGCACCGAAGUCAUUCACCAUUCCCGCCGAGGAAGUUGCAGCAAAGCCCGCGUGGUCACUGAUUGCGGACGCCUUGCCCAAUUUACCGAAUGACCUGCGUUACGACCUGCUCCACCGAGUACGAAUCGCAAAGUCGUACGCCACCGCCGAGACGAGCAACCAGGAGUUGCUGGAAGUGCGCCUCCUCGCGAUUGCAAAUCUGGCUUUCGCCCACAAUGAGAGCAAAUUUCAAGAGAAGGUUGGCAUACCUGAUGCUGAGGAGCCGAGACGUUUCCAUCUGGCUCAGCAGCUUUGCGAUUUGCUGCAGCCCGCUACAAGUGUACAGACCGCCCUCACGCUACAAUCCGAGACGGCCGUCAUCCUCACUCUCGAAGCUUUGACAAAGAGCAGACACAAAGUGGGCGAAGUUGCAGACGCGCUCGCAGUUACCGUCAAUCACGGAGCGUUGUACUACGAACUGCGCAAAGUCAUUGCCACGCUCAGCGAACCCGAGGAAUCUUCCAGCCAGCGAGAACUUCAGCAAAGCGAAUGGCGCGACGCCACUUUUGAUCUAGUCAACAGCUUGCUGGGAGCCAAUCAUCAGGCCAGGUAUGCCGAAAAGAUGGUGGCCGCGGGCAUCAUGGGAGUGCUCAUUGAAGGCUUGACAUUGCGCACCGCCCGCGCUGAGAGAUUUCAUGAGAAGAUUCUACAGUUCUUUGACAGCUUCAUUCAUGGUAUCCCGACCGCUUUCCAGACCUUGGCAAACGUCAAAGGAUUGGACAUCAUCGCGGACUUGACGAGCUUUGAGGUCACAGCUGCUCUCGAGACCGCACGCAAUGGCAAGGGUUUGCCCAAAGACUAUAAGUCCAAGGUCGUCGACUAUGAGAUUCCGUUCUACCAGCAAUCAACCCUACGUCAGUUGUUCAAGAAUACUGUCCACAUGUUUGAGCACAACGCGGGCACUCACGACCGGCUGCUGCGAAACCUUAUCGACACGCCUCAGAUCCUUGGAGCACUUCGCAUGGUCAUUGAGAAUGCGUCCAUCUUUGGUUCGAACGUAUGGACCGGCGCUUUGAACAUUGUCAGCAGCUUCAUUCACAACGAACCAACCAGCUAUCAAGUAAUCGGCGAAGCCGGCCUGAGCAAAGGCUUUCUGGAAUCCAUCACCGAGGCUCAGAUUCCUGAAGAAUUGCCUGCACUCGACGGGUUCAAGCCUUUGACAGAGACUCAAUACCUUGACAUGGACGAGAAUGGCGAUCCUGUGUUCCCAACUGCAGCCGGCAUUUUAUCUGUAGGCGAAGUGAUGUGCGAUAUUCCCACCGCGUUUGGAGCUAUCUGCCUGAAUGAGUCUGGGAUGCAGCUUUUCCAAGCCUCAGGCGCGCUGGUGAAGUUCUUUGACAUCUUCCUUUCUCCAGCUCACGUUCGCGCCAUGGAAGACGAGGGAUCCACGGCCGCCACAAUUGGGCAAUCUUUCGAUGAGCUGUCAAGACAUCAGCCUCGUCUCAAGGACCAGAUCAUGGCUGCGGUCUUCAACAUGCUUCGACGCCUGAAGCAGCUCUGCGAAGUGCUUGCAGUGCAAAAGCGUUCAGGUGCCAAACUCUGGGAAGCCGUUGAUGGCAAGAUGACCAAAUUCGCCCCUUUCGCGGAAUCCGAACCGAUCGAAGCCCACGAACUUGAGGAUCAAAACGAACGUGCUCCCGCCGUUCCCUUUCUAAGCACUUGCUUCAAGUUUCUCGAAGGAUUUCUCCACAAUACCAACAUGUGCGCCCUAUUUUGUGAGGAGUCUGGCGCUGAGUUGAUCCUCGACCUUGCGACCACUCCCAGUAAUCCGUACGACCUGGUUGCGUUUCCUCUCUUCGGCAAGAUUACGCAGGUGCUCAAGCUGAUGGGGGAGUCGAGGUCUCAUCUUGUUCUACCGAGCUUAAUCAGACGCACGCAGUACUCCCUGCUUGGCCUGAAAGGUCUGAUGGAAAACACCGAAAAGUCCAGCGCGUUCAGCAAAUUCGAGCAAACCGAAGGCGGAUCUGUAUCUCAACUGGGAGUGGAUGGCACGACUGUCGUCAAGUCGCUCCUCAACGCACACCUCCUCACACACGUUCUUGGCCGUACGCUGGCUCCGCCUCCCUACAGUCUUCGCCACGGAAACCAGAACAACCAUCUGUUCUUGAACCUCAACUUCACAGAUGUCUACGUCGAGCUCAUUAAAGAUUUGAGCAAGCUCCACGCGACAUGUCUUUGGGAGAACUUGUUUUUCCAGCGCAUGCUGCCCGAGAAGAUCAAGACGCAGACAGAGCCCCGCCCCUUCAUCAUGCGCCGCAUCGAUGCGAACGGAGUGGUUGAAGUCGCAGCGGAGAAGUCAACAGACUCAUCACAAAAGGACAGCAGCGACAACAUCAAGACAAUCCGAUACCUCCUCAGCCAAGUGCCUUAUGGAAUCGAGUCUUUCUACCAUUCACUUGGUCAAGCAAUCGUGACGAAGCGCUGCGAGCCUGCAUCGAAACAACACGCGAUCUAUGUUGCGGAACAUUUGGCGAACGCUGCAAUCUGGGAGCUCGAAUUCCGCAGAAGUCCUCCAGGUGAGGACGGAAUGGACACCAAGUACAUUGCACAAAUGUUGGUCAUCAUCGGUCGAAUGAUGCUUCGGAAUUCGUACUCCAUGGAGUCAUUCGGCACGAAAGAGGCUCUCACUCUGGUCUUGACUAAGUUCUACAUCGCUGGGGGGUUUGAGAAGCUCAACUCCUACCUCGACCACUUUGUGCAGACCCUCGCGAACAAGUCCGAGGAUGAGAAGGUGGACCAGCCGGUGAAGGAUGCCAUUCAAGCGAUACUGUCCUUCUAUACCCAAGUGGUUCGUUCCAAAUGCAUCAACGAUGCCUCGCAGACAAAUCUCAUCCUUCUGAGAGAUAGAACGCAACCGGACUUCUUCCAGCCAGGUCAGUUUCUUGUCGAGAUUCGACAUGCAGUGCUCCCGGCGGUAAGCAAGAUUUGGCACUCGCAAGAACUUGAAAAGUUCGCCGAUACCAACCUCAAGGUCGUGGUCGACAUACUUCGCUGCAUUCUCAAGGCAGAGGGUGAAGACCGUGCCCUGAAGCGCAGUGAGAAGGCAAGCCGGCGAGUGCUGGCGCAUACUCCCGAAUUCAAACUUCGCAAUCUGGACGGUCUCGAUAGACUGAAGAAUCUCGGGUUUGACUUGACACUCAGCCGUGAAGCUUUGUACCGAUGCAACAAUCACAGCAGCAACGCCGAGGGCUACGUGCGUCUCAGACUUAAGGACAGCCAUUCUCCGAGAUUUGCAGUUCCCCAAGGCGAGCCUGCUCCAAAUGAUGCAGCCCCCGCACCUUCGUCGAGCUCAGGACCCGACAUUGAGAUGCCGCCUGCAGAUGAACAGCCCUCUGCACAAGUACCAACUGCUUCGGCGGCAGGAGGUGCCCUAGCUCGAGUAGCAGCAACGCUCGAUCCAAGCGGGUCAAUGCAUACUCUGCUCACUCUGGAUAGCGACAUGAUGUCUGAUGACGACAAUCCGGGCACCCUCGGCGCAUUGCCGCCUGACAUGAGGGCCCAGGAUCUCGCCAGCUUGACGGACCCGCGAACGUUAGAGGUCUUGGGUCAAUUGCGCCCAUCUCUGCCAGCGCGAGACACGCAGCAACUCUUCGUCACCAUUGAUGACCUGGAUGAUGAGCGUACGCUCCUUCGCAAUGAUCUCAUCGACCAUUGUCUCGAAGUUCUCAGCAAUCAACCCUCCCUAACCUUUGAGCUCGCGGACUUGAUUCAGGCCGCGGUAGCGAAGGCUGGCGAAGGUGCAAAUCCACGUGCUGAAAUCGGCGCGACAUUGGUGUCAUCACUGAUGUCGUUGCAAGGCGAGGAGCCAACCAAGGAGUCCGGGCUCAAGAUUCAAGCAUACGCACACCUGGUCGCACUGAUUCUCCAAGACCGUGACUUCUUUGACUCUACGCUGGAUGAGCUCAAGGAGUACUUUGAGAACUUUGUGGCUUGGGUCCAGCUGGGAUCAGAUCAAAAAGCAGAAGAUGCCCCCUGGAUUCGGACCGUCCUGCUCAUUAUUGAGCGAGUCCUUGCCGAGGACGAACAGCCCGUCGAAGUCACCUGGAGCCCACCUUCUGCCGAGGACCCGCUCAAGCCUUUGCCUGCACUAGAAGUUGCCGAGCCGGUUGUCGCGCCAGAGAUUCGGUCGCAACUCUUCGACGCCUUGAUCGAUCUGCUGCCCAAAGUUGGCAAGGACGCUUCUCUGGCACUCUCCGUCUGCCGAGUGCUCACCAUUCUCACCCGGCGACGUGAGCUCGCGGCUCGCCUCAGCGAGAAAUACACCCUGGGUCGCCUUUUUUUGAUGACCAGACAGCUGGCAGGUGCGGUCGACGAGAAGCUGCAAGGCUCUUUCAUGCUCAUUCUGCGACACAUGGUCGAAGACGAUGGAGUCAUGCGUCAGAUUAUGCGAGCCGAGAUCAGAACCAUCUUCGAGAACCAUCGUUCUUCUCGCCCAAUGGACACGACCGCGUACAUUCGGCAUCUGUACCACUUGGUCCUUCGCAGUCCUGAAGUCUUUGUCGAGGUCACGCAAGAGUUGCUUGAGAUCACACGCUACGAUGGACAUCCUCAUCGAGCUCAAUGCCUCGCACUUAAAAAGGAGCCGCCGGUCACUGCAAGCGAACCAACUGACGUGGUUUCUGAUCAAUCUGCGCCGACCGAGGAUGUCUCCGCGGCGCCCAAGUCUUCCGAAGCAAGACCACCGCCGAUCACAGAUUCGACGGAUGGUGUCAUUCAAUUCUUGUUGCGCGAGCUAUCCAACUUCAAGGACGUGGAAGACAAGCCUGUGGCUGUUGCAAAGGAGAGCCAGAACGAGAAGUCAGCAGCAGAAACUCCUUCGGCCGAUGUAGAGAUGUCGGACGCGGGAGCAAGCAGUAAUGCUCUCGACGGAUCAUCCGCUGCAGCGACUGCAUCGGCCGACACGAAGAACAACACCAAGCCAGCCUUCAAACCUGAGGAUCACGCUAUCUACAUUUAUCGCUGUUUUGUGCUACAGUGCUUGGCUGAGCUCCUAGCCUCGUACAAUCGCACCAAGGUCGACUUCAUCAAUUUUUCCCGCAAGUCAGAUGCCAAUCCGUCGACGCCAAUGAAGCCUCGCGCCGGCACUUUGAACUACCUCCUCAACACACUUCUUCCAGCCGGUACUUUGGAGCAUCGAGAUGAUAUGGCCCAUCGCAAGAGAAUUGCAACAUCACACUGGGCUACGCAGGUCCUCGUGUCGUUGUGUACGAAGACCCAAGAGCGACAUCUCAGCAACGCGCAAUCCAGCGACCCAACGACGUUCCCCGAGCACGAGCCCGACCUCACAUUUGUCCGCAAGUUUGUGCUUGAGCAUGCUCUCCGCGCUUUCAAAGACGCCACAACGUCCGCAGAGCCUCUCGAUCAGCGGUACUCUAGACUUUUGGCUCUUGGAGAACUCUUCAACAAGAUGCUCAACGGCAAGGUCGACUUUCAGAGAACUUCGGCCCAGAACACCAGCAAUUGGACCUCUCAUCAGCACAUGGGUCGAUUGAUGUACGAGAAGAAUUUCAUCGGCACGCUGACUUCAGCAAUCGCCGAGCUCGAUCUCAACUUUCCGAACGCUAAGAGGGCUGUCAAGUACAUCCUGGGCCCCUUGAAGCAGCUCACUGAGCUUGGAAUCCAUCUCAGCCAAACGAUGGAUAUCUCCUCGUCCAGCGGCAUUCCGACGAGUGCAGACGAAGAUGACAUCUCCUCUGCCACAUCGGUCUCUGGAGACGAAGAUGACGACCGCGAACAGACGCCCGAUCUCUUCCGUGGCUCUUCACUCGGCAUGUUCGAAUCCGGCGCUGGCGAGGACGAUGACGAUUCGGAUGAUGACGAAGAGGACGACGAUGAGGAGAUGUACGAUGACGGGUACGAUGAUGAGAUGGAGUACGAGGAAGAGAUGACGGCCGAUCAUGGCGAGGUCGUUAGUGACGACGACGAUGACAUCCAUGGCAUGGGUGAAAUCGAAGGUGUGCCUGGCGAUGUCGAAAUGGAAGUCGACAUUAUCGACGAGAACGAGGAUUCUGAUGAUUCCUCUGACGAUGAUGAAGACGAGGACGAUGACGAUGAAGACGAUGACGAUGAUGACAUUGAUCAGGACGUCGAAUUCGAGGAUCACAUGGAGGAAAUCACAGGAGAUGAUGACAAUGCAUCUCUGGGCGAUCACGAUGAUGAGGGAUGGGAGGAUGACGGUCUCGAGUUCGAGGCUCACGAAGUUGACGAUCCUUCCGACCACGACGAUCCCGAUGGUCUCGUUCGUCUCGACAUGGGUGGCGGCGACGAGGAGUUCUUCGAGGAUGAAAUGGCACCGGACGAUGAGGAGGACGACGAGGGCGAAGAGUAUGGAGAAGAUAUCGUCUAUGAGCCCGAGCUCGAAGACGAAGAAGAUGACGAGCAGGAUGGCGGCUGGACAUGGGACGCGCAGCCUCCGACAGCCAUUUUGCGUGGCCAUGGCCAUCACCACCAUCAUCACCACCACCGGGGCUUCAACGAGAUGCUCGGAAUGAUGGGUGAUCAUCUUCGGCCAGCAGGCCACUUCCGAACACAUCGCGCGACCCCAAACUCUCGUGACGAAGAUGGUGUCAACCCACUGCUUCAGAGAGACGGCGGCGCUGCUGCUGCGAACCGCGAGCGCGAACUCGAGGCUCUGGGUGGUCGCGUUCCUGGUCGCCGUGCAUACGUUCACCGUGGUGGCGGUGACAAUUUCCUCCAGAGUCUUGUGAAUGCUGUGGGUCCUACAGCUGGCGGCGUCAUCAACGUCAACGUCGAUCCUGGUGCCGCGUUUGGCAUGCCUGGAGCAAAGAUUUUGCCCGGUCGUCUCAAUGAUCGCGCCGCGGCUGGAAACGAGGAAGCACAAGCCGUUGAGUUUCGACCAUCUCAAACUUCAGUCCGGUGGCAAGAGGAAGCCCGUAUGCUGUUCGCUGGCAAGUUCCAGGAAAAGGCCACUCGCAUCCUCAACAUGCUCUUCCGCGCGCUUAUCCCGAAUGCAAUGGAAGCCAGAAGAGUUCGGGAGAAGGAAGAGGCUGAGCGUCGGGCCAAGGAGGAGAAAGCGGCAGAGGCAGCCCACAAGCUCGCAGAGGCGGAGAGAAUUGAGCGUGAAGCCAAGGAGAAGCUCGAGCGCGAGGAACGCGAAGCGAAGGAGCGUGAAGAAGCCGAAAUGCGUGCCGCUGAACUUGCAGCACGGACUGACACUGAGGACGCGACCACCGACAUGGAAGGCGUUGUUCAGGGCUCAGAAGCUCAAUCAGCUGAUGCGGCGGCGCCGGAGGCCGAAGAGGAGCCCGCCGAGCGAGUGACAAUCACCAUCCACGGCCGUGUCAUUGACAUUACCAGUCUCGGCAUCGAUCGUGAGUACAUCGAAGCACUCCCAGAGGACAUGCGCGAGGAAGUGAUUGCGGCUCAGUUCGCAGAGCAGCGCAAUCAAGCGGCACGAUCAGGCCAGGCCCCAACUGAGCUUGAUCCCGAGUUCCUUGAAGCACUACCGAGAGAGCUCCAGCAGGAGCUACUGCGCCAAGAGCAAGCGGACCGUCGUCACCGCGAGCGUGACGAGGCACGUCGACGGGCAGCUCAGGAUGGUGGAGGUGCGGCGGCCGCACCUGCUGUUCUUCCGCAAGAAAUGAACAAUGCAGAUUUCAUGGCCAUGCUGGACCCGGCUUUGAGACAGGCUGUGCUCAUGGACACUGACGAAGACACUCUCGCAGCGCUUCCCGAAGCUGUCCAACGUGAAGCCCGCGCUCUGAUGGGAGAUCGUGGAGCACCGCGUGGUGAGCAGGCCGCUCGACUAGGUCGAGGCCUGGAAGCUGCGACCGCACUCAGCAGGCAACGCCGCCCAAUUGCUCAGAUGCUGGACAAGUCGGGCAUUGCCACGCUCCUCCGCCUUAUGUUUGUCUCUCUCAACAGCAAGAGCAAGACGAAUCUUCAUGGCAUUCUCUCGGACGUGUGCAAGAACACCCAGAAUCGUGCAGAAGUCAUCAGCAUCCUGCUAUCCAUUCUGCAGGACGGUACUGCCGAUGUCAGCGCUGUCGAGAGGAGCUUUGCUCAGUUGUCCCUGCGAGCAAAGCAGCCUUCUGCCGCAAAGACUCCUCAACCAUUGAAGCGCAGCCUUACAGGGCAGCAAAACUUCACUGCGAGCACCGAGCUAUCUCCGCUGAAUAUUGUUCAGCAAUGCUUAGGCACUCUCAACGCCCUGUCAAACGACAACCCUCGCGUGCCAUCGUUCUUCCUCAACGAGCAUGAGACAAUUGCAAGCCAAAAGGCCAAGUCGGUCAAGAAGGGAAAGGGCCGUGAGACCAAAGCCGCGAAAUUCCCACUCAACGCCUUGCUCACCCUGCUGGAUCGCAAGCUCAUUACUGAGAAUACCGCGGUGAUGGAGACGCUGGCAUCUCUGUUGAGUCAUGUCACUCACCCUCUCACCAUCCUGCUUCGACGAGCCAAGGAGGCGCGAGACGCUGAGAAAGCCGAGGCCAACAAGGAUGAAGAAGCGAGCGAGCGUCCCCAGACUGAAGAUUCGGACGUGCCAAUGCAAGAGCUGUCUGCCGCCGAGCCCGCGGAACAGGACAGCGCAACUGCUGAACCUGUCGUGGCUGAACAGGAGUCAAAGGAAAAGAGCACGGAGAACAAGAAGAAGCACCGCGAUCUCACUCCGCCCGAGGUGCCCGAGGAGAACAUUCGCCUUGUUGUCAACAUCUUGGCCGCUCGUGAAUGCCCAAGCAAGACCUUCAGCGACACGCUCGACAUCAUCAAGAACCUCUCAGCCAUCCCGGGUGCCAAGGAAGUGUUCGGGAAGGAGCUCAUUCGUCAAGCACAGGAGCUCGGGCAGACACUGCUUGAGGAUCUUGAAGAGCUUGCCAAGCAAAUCGACGCUGCAGAGACCGGCACUGAACUUCAAGGUCUGGCAUUGGCGAGCUUCUCAUCUGCAGGAUCGAAGCAGAGGAAGCUACUGCGCGUUCUUGUUGCGCUCGACCACCUAUUCGAUCCCAAGCGAAUGCCUCCUGCUUCGGCGGCGUCCCCUUCAAGCAGCGACGGCGAUCGCAAACUCAAAGAGGACAUCCUGCCCACAUUGUACGAGAGCGCCACAUUCGGGAAGAUGUGGAACAGUCUCAGUGCAUGCCUCACCGCCAUCCGGCUCCGCGGCAACAUGGUCAACGUGGCAACUAUCCUGCUUCCUUUGAUCGAAUCCUUGAUGGUUGUCUGUCGGAACAGCACUUUGAAGGAUGCCAAAGAGGCCGUCACAGGCCCUGCGUCUCCCGCUGAGGUGGGCACGCCUGUUCCCGCAGCACGCAUGGAGGGCUUGUUCUUCAACUUCACCAACGAACACCGCAAGAUUCUCAACGAGCUGAUUCGGAACAACCCCAAGCUGAUGAACGGCAACCUUUCUGUGCUCGCAAAGAACUCCAAGGUCCUUGAGUUCGAUAACAAGCGCAGCUACUUCAGCCGCAAGCUUCACGACCGUCGUACCGAAGUUCGUGUCGCGCAUCCCUCUCUUCAGCUCAGCAUUCGACGUGACCAAGUCUUCCUGGACUCGUUCAAAUCCCUCUACUACAAGAGCGGAAAUGAGAUCAAGUACGGAAAGCUCAAUAUUCGCUUCAUCGGCGAGGAAGGUGUCGAUGCUGGUGGAGUCUCACGCGAGUGGUUCGCUGCCAUGGCGCGGCAAAUGUUCAAUCCGGAUUACGCCCUUUUCAACCCUGUCGCCUCGGACCGCACGACCUUCCACCCGAACACUCUCAGCGAGGUCAACCCUGAGCAUCUGAUGUUCUUCAAGUUCAUUGGCAGGAUCAUCGGAAAGGCGCUUUACGAGAACCGUGUUCUCGACUGCCAUUUCAGCCGAGCCGUCUACCGUCGCAUUCUCGGCAAGUCGGUCUCGCUCAAGGACAUGGAGACGCUCGACCUGGACUACUACAAGUCACUGGUGUGGAUUCUCGAGAACGACAUCACCGAUGUCACCUUUGAGACAUUCUCCGUCGAUGUCGACAAGUUUGGUGUGACCGAGACUGUUGAUCUCAUCUCCAAUGGCCGCAACAUCCCCGUCACCGAGGAGAACAAGCACGAAUACGUUCGCCACGUCGUCGAUUACCGCCUCGUCACAUCCGUGAAGAAUCAGCUCGACAACUUCCUACAAGGCUUUCACGAGAUUAUCCCUGCCGAGCUGGUGUCCAUCUUCAACGAGCAAGAGCUCGAGCUGCUCAUAUCCGGUCUGCCGGAUAUUGACGUCGAUGACUGGAAGAACAACACCGACUACACCAACUACCAGCCUACGUCGCCACAAAUCCAGUGGUUCUGGCGAGCGGUCCGCAGCUUCGACAAGGAGGAGAAGGCCAAGUUGUUGCAGUUCGUAACGGGUACGAGCAAAGUCCCGCUUAACGGCUUCAAGGAGCUGGAGGGCAUGAAUGGAUUUUCCAAGUUCAACAUCCAUCGAGACUACAGCAACAAGGAGAGGUUGCCGUCGAGCCAUACCUGCUUCAAUCAACUCGACUUGCCAGAGUAUGAGAGCUACGAGGCGCUACGACAUCAGCUGUACACCGCCAUCACUGCGGGCAGCGAGUAUUUCGGAUUUGCGUAA